AUGCCCUUCCUCCGCGCGGGCUCCCCCGCGCUGCUCGUGUGCUUGCUGCUGGUGCUACUUCCCCAGGUCCAUGCAUUCGGAGCAGGCAAUAUCGCUUCGAUUUCAGCCAUCGAGGGCAUAAACUGGCGCCAUGGCGAUAUCGAGGACAUGCUGAAGACGAUCACGUUCAUCGCCGGCCACAAAUGGACCUCCACCAUGAUCAAGCGUGUAUACUUUGGAAAUUGGCUGCGCGAUUAUUCGCAGGCAAUGGAUGUCGGGACCCUGAAAACUCUCCAAGCCGAUACGAUCCGCAUCCUGGUGUGGGUCCUCUCGUUCCUGACGUUUGGGUACGCGACGGGUGAAUUUGAGGUUACCGCCGAGCGAUUGGGUGUUUACCGUCCAGAGGAGCAUAUUGAUAACCCGAAAGAUUACGCCGACAACGAAGAUGCGCGCCAGUUCGACCAGCGCCUGCGAGGCCCAGUUCGUCAAGUCGAGCUUGAUAUUGAUCCGGAGACUGGAAUGAAAAACUACAUUGCGAACGAGCGUGGCGACUGGGCGACUAGUUCUGCCUUUGUCAAGUUCAGUCUCAGCCGCAGCAUCCAUUACGGACGCAUGUACACUCAUGGCGGCGAGCACAAGGGCAAGGAAGAGGAUCUGUGUGAGGCACUUCGAUGCCUGGGACAGGGUCUUCAUACUCUCGAGGAUUUUGCGGCUCACUCUAAUUACAUUGAGCUUGCCUUGCGGGAGAUGGGUUUCCACAAUGUUUUCCCCCACACGGGUACGGCCACUCAGUGCAAUGUCCGUGGACAUAACGUCUUCCCCUUGGUGACAGGGACUUUUGGUAUGGUCGAUUUCUUCCACUCGGUCCUCGGUGAAGCCACAGAUCAUUUCACCCAGUCCGAGGUCAAUGAGAUGGACCUGGCGCUUGGCGAUGCGGAGAACAACGCCCAGGCCAGCAAUUCUCUUAACUCUCUUACCAGUCUUCUGGGCAAGAUUCCUGGUACGCGAGACCUGGUCGUGGAGGCUGAGCAUCUCAAACAGCAGUCCGAGGCCCAGGAGAGGACUAAUCGCUCUCGCGGAUCUCAUAUGGGGUACGUACAGACGGGCGAUAUCCAGCAAAGUCGCGCACCUGACCCAAGUCAACCUACCACUGGCGGCGCUGCACCGGGUCCUGGUCUUCCGGGCAUGCCUGAUUUCAACCCUCAGGAGACCGUGUCCAAGAUCUACCCUAUCCUAGCCUUCCGUGACAAGGUCGUGCGAAAGCUGAACGCGAUCAUCGAGAAAAUCCCGGGCUUGGAGGCAAUCAUUGAUAAAAUCACCGAAACACUCACAGUGUUCAUCAUGUCGCUGCUUGCGCCAUUCAUCCGCCCUCUUAUCAACGCCGCCUCCAAGUCUCUCCAGACCGGGUCAUCCGGUGUGAUUAGUGCCUCUGGCAAACAUCAAUACGAGCCAUGGACCGAUCCCCACUGCACCGAUCCCACUCACUCGCUUCUCUCAAAGGACCACUUUGCCAACAUCUUGAACGAGCCCGCCGGACAGGUCGCUUCUGUCAUUCUGAAGUACGUUGCUCCUCGCGUCCUGUAUGCCUGGCAGCACGUCGACGUCCCCGAGCACGAGGUUUUGGAGGAUUGCGUACGCAUCUUCCACCAUCCCGUAGUUCGAGAUAUGCACAAUGAGGCUCACCGAACCAUGUUUGAGACUGUCGGCAACUGGGUUCACUCCCGCGAAGAUCGGGGCGCACACCUCAACGACAUCCUUAGCUCUGAGGGUGUCCGAACCGGCCGCAACACUGGUGGCGUCCCUCACACUCACGGCGGUGGCCAGGGCGGAUUCGCUGCUCUGGGCGGCGCAGCUCAUGGUCAAACACACGGCCAGAGUCAGGGCCACGGCUUCUCAGUGGGUGGCAUUCAAUCAUUCUUCUCGCAAUCGCAGUCUCAGCACCAGCAGCCGUCGGGCGCGCACGGGCAAAGUUCCUCUGGCCUGCCUUGGGAUAAAAUUUCCAAGUUGCCUAUCCCCGGCAUGUCGAAUCUGAACAAGCUUGAAAGCACCAUCUCUAAUUUCAUUCCUGGUGGUUUGUCGCAUGGUUCGAGGAGAGAGCUCGAUGACGACCCGGCUGGGUCUGGAUAG
Messenger RNA from Penicillium daleae, 2106 nucleotides. Its product is annotated as Het-C domain-containing protein. The transcript is spliced from 4 exons. Lineage: Eukaryota; Fungi; Ascomycota; Eurotiomycetes; Eurotiales; Aspergillaceae. The record is from RefSeq and is a predicted model, not a curated record. The coding region runs from base 1 to 2106 and encodes 701 amino acids.